This is a messenger RNA of Physella acuta, 3368 nucleotides long. RefSeq lists its product as uncharacterized. NCBI's taxonomy places the organism in Eukaryota, Metazoa, Mollusca, Gastropoda, Physidae. The record is from RefSeq and is a predicted model, not a curated record.
UUGGUCUUGGGAAUUUCUGACUCAGAAUUAGAAAAAUACGAUAUUUAAAGUCAUCGGGAAUUCCCGUUAGCAUCUUUCGACAGUUAUCGAUUUCAUGAACUGCUGGAGGAUUGUGCCUGCCGGUUUGAUUAGUGAUAUUUAAAAAAGAAAGACAUUUGCCCAUACAGACGCCAGUAUUGUGACCUAGUCUUCUUAGUCUACUUGUUCUAAUUAAUUAAGUAAGAUGCAUUUUAGGCACAUUAUUGGAGUUUAUUAAUUCAGUUGGAUUUAUUAAGUGUUAAUAGUCGGAUGUAACACGUGUUGUAUUUGAGUAUAGAGUAUAGACCUAUUUAGUUAUUUAGAUCUAAGUAGAUCUAGAGAUCAAUAGAUCUAGAUCUAGAUUCUAGACUAGAUCUACUCUACCUACAUGAACCUAAUAUGUUGUAAGUUGUUAGUCAUUUCUAAUCUAAAUCUAGAUCUAAAAUCUAGAUCUAGAACUGUGUGUAAAACGUUUCUCUGACACUGUCAGAAAUAAAAUCUCAUUGUGUCUCUUCAUAAAAUAAAAGUGAGAUCAUCAGAUGUGGAAUAACAAUAAUUAUUCUAUCCAUAAAUAAAACAACAACGCAUACCGUGGAUGUGUCUGGACACUGGAGUAAUGGUCACUGCUUUAGUUGCUUUAUUAGGCUUACUUUAGAAGAAUGAGUUUACAGCUAGCAGCUAAGAAAAGCUCUGGGAUGUCGCCAUUGCCACCAUCAGGUCUAUCGUCUGCACUCUUGGUUACCCUGAUGGCCCUCGUCAGUGCCACAGACAAAACCCAUAACUCCCCGACCCCCCGCACCGUGUUUGUGUGCGGGAACGCGGCCCCCACAGUCCAUCUUGACCCCAGUGUCGUGUACGAGCUCAAGGUCUCCCCUAACCUAACGAAAGACACGGAGAUGACGUCAAUUGCUUGCUCCGUGUCUUUCUCUUCGAACAGCUCCGGGUUUUGUAUUCUACAGGAGGCGGACUACUCGAACAUUCUAGACUCGAACGUCGAGUUGGAAAUUCUAUCACGUGAUGCGGAGAAGGGGGAUCGCCUGCUGCACAAACUGACAUACUACCCUAAUAGGUGGAAGCACAGGCAGUACUGCGAUACGGCAUCAACCCUGACCUUUCAACUUAUAAAGGUCAACAGAGGCUACCCAGUGAAUCUGAGUAGUGUGAAUUUACGUUUUAAAAUUAUUGACAUGAGGAGUGAGUACCGGAAGUUGUAUUUGGAUGAAGACUACUGCGACGGCACGUACCUUCUGAACCACAGCAAGAUAUCGGUGGACAACAGCCAGUCCAGCAGCAAAGACAAGCUCACACUCAGGUGUCUGGUCACUGUAAAGAAAGCAGACGCCGAGAGGAAAGUGUGCAUCAAAUUCGGGCAUUCGAAACCGGAAGUUCUCUCGCAGCAGUGGGAUUUCUAUGUGUCGACUGAAGCCUCCCUCGACCCCAAGUUCUUCCUCUACCAGCUCAACUCGACUGAGUGGGCGAGUCGGGAGAAACAUCGCGUCUGGUGUGACGAGAGGCAGUUCGAAUCCCUCUCGCUCAUUUUCAUACGGCAGCUCUACGAACUGGGCUCAGAAACUCCCGGAAACUUUCACUUCGUUGUUGUGGACUACGAUAAGAACAAAACGAUCGAGGACAUUCUGGAGGUGACCCAACAGGAAGAGCAGACGAAAGAGGAGCAUAGAAAGGACGAGCCCCAACCUGGGGCAGACGACGAGAACAGCCUCGCUCAGGCCACGUGGACGGUGGUGCUGAUGGUGGCCAUAGGGGUCGCGUGUUUGGCCUUGCUGACCUUUGUGGUGAUCAAAGCUUUCCGCCGGACGGUGCAGACAGUCACCAACAUCACCAUAGUUACCAGUCCUCCCAGCUCCAAGGGAAGCUUGAAGAAGGAGUCACUGCUGCACACGGAUGACGCAUUGAAAUAAAAAUUAAGCCUGAAGGACAAAAAUGAUAGAUUGAAAACACACGAACAACAACAUACAGAAACGCAAGUCUGAGAAACACGUUUUUCUAUCUCUCUUUGGAUGUUGACUAGAUCAACGUGUAUAGCCCCGGAUAUGUUGCCAUCACCCCGUUAUGGCCUCCUUGAUUGUUCUGUGGCAGGUUCUCUGCCAGAUUUUUCUGGAACUCCAGGCAAUAUAUGGGAUCAGUAGUUGAAUCUAUCAGAUAUUGCUGGAACUACAGGGCCAGUAGUUGAAUCUGUCAGAUAUUGCUGGAACUGCAGACCAUGUGUGGGUCAAAGGUUAAAAAAUUGUUGGCAUGACUCCCAAGCCAUUUGAAAGUAUUCCAUAAAAAGUGCUCUUUUACAAUUGCCAUGUUUAGUUUUUGUUGUUUUAUUUUUAAUAUAAACCAAGGCAGGUUCUAGUCAUUAUUUUUUUAAUUCCCUUUUUUCGGGUUUUGAUGUUUAAAUUCCAGCAGACUAGUUGUUGCAAGAUGAUCUUUUUCUUUUGAUAUAAAUGCUUUAUUUUUAGUUUGAGAUUUUUCUUCUUGUGCCAUGAUAUUUUUGUUGAUAUUUAUUUUUUAUACAAUUUUACAACUCAACUUUGAUUCACAGUAUUGUGCAAGAUGGUCUGAAUGUAAUAAAUUAUUGUCGACAGUUUUGUGCUAGAUGGUUGAAUGUAACAAUGUAUAGGUUAUAGAGAGAAGCUCCAAAUGUAAACACAAUGUUUUCAUAUCCCCAACUCCAUGCAAGACUUUGUCAACAUUUUCACGUCAAAAAUAUUUUGUGUUUGUUGACGUCGCUUUUAAAAGUUUACGUGAAAAAACUGUUUAUUAAAAAGUUGAAUUGUCAUUUUUUGCCACGAGGUGCUCCCGGGUAGAAACAUUUUUUUAGUCAACUGGCAGCCGAUAUUUGGCUUGGUUGGUGCACGAAUCAGCUAUGACCAGCAGUCACCACAACAUUACGUUCUCAUUCAACUCUCCACAACUGUCUAAUCCCCACCCCUCCACACAGUCGUCAGUUUCCAAACUACAUGCGCCACUAUCUUGGGAGACUCGGACUUAUGGUCUUUUUUUUGGGGGGGGGGGGGGGGGGGGAAGGGUAUUUGAUAGAAAAAUAAAAACCAUUAUAAAUAAAAAUGUACUAUACAGCUAUAGAUAAGCAAACUAUUCUAUCAUAUAACUAGCGUUACAUCCCAUAGAACACGUAAUAUCCAGAGUUUUAAAUGACGUCGCAAUGUAUCAGCUAUGCAACUUCUAUACCAGGGGUUCCCAACCUUUUUUACUCUAGAGCACAAUCUAAAAUAACGGUAGGGUGGCGGGCACCACCUAUUUUAAAUCGACAAACUCCUUCCAGAGGCGUAGCGACCCUUCCCGUAACCCGGGGACAAAACUUUCGAUUUGCACCCCCCCCUCAA